Messenger RNA from Salvelinus sp. IW2-2015, 1369 nucleotides. RefSeq names its product tropomodulin 4 (muscle) (gene tmod4). Gene Ontology annotation, cellular component: myofibril; striated muscle thin filament; cytoskeleton. Lineage: Eukaryota; Metazoa; Chordata; Actinopteri; Salmoniformes; Salmonidae. Gene Ontology annotation, biological process: pointed-end actin filament capping; actin filament organization; muscle contraction. Gene Ontology annotation, molecular function: tropomyosin binding. The record is from RefSeq and is a predicted model, not a curated record.
AAAGUGCCCUGCUCUACCCCAGGGGUGUGUGGUGUGUUUGUGACUCUAGCUAGGAGCCCAGCCAGCCUGCAGAUAUGUCAAAAAGCGACCCACGGGACAUCGACGAGGAUGCCAUCCUCAAAGGGAUGAGCCCUGAGGAGAUAGAGGCGCUGGAGUGUGAGCUGCUGGAGAUGGACCCCGAGAAUGCCAUCCUGCCAGCCGGGUACCGCCAGCGUGACCAGACCAAGAAGAGCUCAACGGGGGCGUUUGACCGUGACGCCCUGCUGGAUCACUUAGAGAAAACAGCUCUGGAGCACGAGGACAGAGACGACCUGGUGCCCUUUACUGGCGAGAAGAAAGGGAGAGCGUUUGUUCCUAAGGAGGGCCAUGGAAAGAUCCCCGACCAUGAGCAGAUCACCCUGGAGCCUGAGCUGGAGGAGGCUCUGAAGAAUGCCACAGACGCUGAGAUGUGUGACAUCGCAGCUAUUCUGGGAAUGUACACACUGAUGAGCAACAAGCAGUACUACGACGCCUUGGGCACCACUGGUACCAUCGCCAACACAGAGGGCAUCAACAGUGUAGUAAAACCAGAUGCAUUCAAGAUCUUCCCAGACGAGCCCCCCAACCCCACAAACGUGGAGGAGACCCUUCAGCAGAUCCAGAAUAACGACAGCAGCCUGUUUGAUGUCAACCUCAACAACAUCAAGGACAUUCCCAUCCCAACGCUGAAAGAGAUCUUUGAGGCGAUGAAGGGCAACACUCACGUGGAGUAUCUGAGCAUUGCCGCUACCCGUAGCAAUGACCCCGUGGCCUAUGCUGUUGCUGAGAUGCUCCAGGAGAACACCACUCUGCAGAGUCUUAACAUCGAGUCCAACUUCAUCACCUGCGAGGGCAUGAAUGCCAUCGUCAAGGCCAUGGCCAACAACACCACACUGACCGAGAUCAAGAUCGACAACCAGAGACAGAAACUGGGGGACUCCUGUGAGAUGGAGAUUGCCACCAUGUUGGAGAACAACUCCAGCAUCGUAAAGAUCGGCUACCACUUCACCCAGCAGGGGCCUCGGGCUAGAGCAGCCAUCGCCAUCACCAAGAACAAUGACAUGAUUCGUCAACAGAGAGUAAGAUGAGACGAGAGUGGAGCAACAAGAUUGCGCUCACAAGACGCUAGCCUAUCAAUUCAGCCCCUUGGACCUAACAACUCUAAAAACUGCCAUUGACAGCUUUGCGCUAGCUUUGUCAAUGGGGCGCAACAAACCCUUACAACCUCUCUGUGCUCCUCAUAAGGCCGGGUGUUAAUUUCUAUGUCUGUGUCCAAGCUUUCCAUUUCAUUAACCACAAACAGCUUUUUGUAGACCAUUGAAUUCAUCAUAAAAGCAUUGUAAAAAAGCGU